CCCCGAUCGGGCACCACCGCCACGCAACCGCAUCCGCACGAGCUCGCUCGCUCGCUCGCCGCACGGUCGGGUCGGCGGCGGCCGCCACGGCAUGAACACCGCGAACGGGAACGGGUUGGCGCACCACCACCACGUCCAGGCGUCCAUGCCUCCGCCGCACCAGAAGCAGCGGCCGGGGCUGCCGCCGACGCCGCCCCCCUCCGCGCCCGGCUCCCACUCCCUGCACCACGCCGGCGCGUGCGCGGACGACGGCUCCGCGGCGCAGGCGCAGGCGCAGGGCGGCCUGCCGCCGCGCAGGGCGCACCGCCGGUCCCGCAGCGACGUCGCGUUCGGCUACUUCCAGCCGCUGCCGCCGCCGUCGCCGACGCCCAAGGCGGAGGCCGGCGGCUGGGGCAGCCUCCCCGGCGGCGCCGCGGGCGACGACCUGUUCAAUGCGUACAUGAGCAUGGAGGGCAUGGACGGGCUCAACAACUCCGACGGGGACAGCCGUGGGAGCAGCGGCAUGCGCACCAACGGCGCCGAAAGCAGCGAGAACGAGUCCGAGGACUACGGCGGCGGCGACAGCCAGUUCCUCCUCUGGGGCGACGCCGGCAGGAAGAAGAGGAAUGCCGCCGGCGAGCCUGCGCCGCCGCCGCCGGCACGGCACGCGAGGAGCCUGUCCAUGGACAGCCUCAUGGGGAAGCUCAGCUUCUCCGCCAAUGGGGAGCCCGGCAGGUUCAGCCUCGAGUUCGGCGGCGGCGAGUUCACCCCCGCCGAGAUGAAGCGGAUUAUGGCCGACGAGAAGCUCGCCGAGAUGGCGCUCGCCGACCCCAAGCGCGUCAAGAGGGUGCUCGCCAACAGGCAGUCGGCGGCGCGGUCCAAGGAGCGGCGGAUGCGGUACAUCGCGGAGCUGGAGCAGAAGGUGCAGAUCCUGCAGACGGAGGCCACGACCCUGUCCGCGCAGCUCACUCUACUGCAGCGGGACUCGGCGGGGCUCGCCACCCAGAACAACGAGCUCAAGUUCCGGCUGCAGGCCAUGGAGCAGCAGGCGCAGCUGCGCGACGCGCUGAACGAGGCGCUGUCGACUGAAGUCCAGCGCCUGAAGCUCGGGGACACGAGCUCGUCCGGCAACAUGCCCCAUCAGCAGAUGCAGCUCCGUUGCCAGAGCCAGAUGGUGGAGCUGCCCAAGCAGCAGGGCGAGCAGAUCCCGUUCUACCAGCUGGAGCAGCGCGAGCAGAACGGCGCGCCGAGGAACCAUGACCCGAAGUGAAGACGAUUCAGAGGGACAUGCGUCUACAUGCGCUGAGCUCUACGGGAAAAAUGUUUAGUACCUUAGGUGAUACGAAAUUUACGAUUCCUAAGUCCUAACCAUUUGUUUGGAAAAGUGAUCUCGUCAUACUAGUGCUAGUUUAUACUGUGUUUGUCAGGGCAAGGACCCCGUACGUUUCUGAAUGUUUUCGUUCUUUCAGAACCAUGAUUGUCGUUGGAGUUACUGUAAUGAAUUGAAAUUCUUUUGUA
Panicum hallii is the source of this 1497-nucleotide messenger RNA. Its product is annotated as transcription factor RF2b-like. NCBI's taxonomy places the organism in Eukaryota, Viridiplantae, Streptophyta, Magnoliopsida, Poales, Poaceae. Gene Ontology annotation, molecular function: DNA-binding transcription factor activity. Bases 92 to 1249 code for a protein of 385 amino acids. The transcript has 4 exons. The record is from RefSeq and is a predicted model, not a curated record. Gene Ontology annotation, cellular component: nucleus. Gene Ontology annotation, biological process: regulation of DNA-templated transcription.